Colletotrichum karsti is the source of this 3096-nucleotide messenger RNA. Its product is annotated as WD repeat containing protein pop1. The coding region runs from base 1 to 3096 and encodes 1031 amino acids. NCBI's taxonomy places the organism in Eukaryota, Fungi, Ascomycota, Sordariomycetes, Glomerellales, Glomerellaceae. The transcript is spliced from 3 exons. Gene Ontology annotation, molecular function: protein binding. The record is from RefSeq and is a predicted model, not a curated record.
AUGACGCCCUCGCCGGGUCCGCCGUCCAACGCCGUCGAGGUUCAUCGGCCUCGAUCCAGCCAGACCGUUUCCUUCUCCGUCGACGAGAAGAACAACAUGACCGCCUCCGACUCGUCAAGCCUUCAGUACCACGUCUCCGAGUGUAUCGAGACCACCACGACCACAACAACCACCACCACCAAGCGCACUUUCCCUCCCGUCUACCUUCGCGAUGUGAGACCGCUCCACGAACUCGACUCCAAAGAGUACCCUCUCGCCUCGAAACCUCUUCCUCCCGAACUCGCAAACUUCUCCUUCAGAUUCUCCGCCCCUUCCUCCUCCGAUGCCACCAACGACGACCUUUUCGUCCCCACAAAGCGCAAGACCCCCCUCGCCGCCGACAGGCAAUCCGCCGGCCUCCUGAAAGAAGACGAGUCGAGUCAAGAGUCCCCGAGACGCACCGAAAAGUCCCCCUCAGACGCGAGCCAGAGGAGAUCUCGUCGCUCUGCUCCUCGAGACACUUCGCCUACCUCCCACACCGCGUCCCCCCUUCCCUCAAGGCCGUCCAGAAACCCAAGGUCAGCCGCCCUGUCCUUCACCGAGGAUACAUCACAAAGACUUCGACGCCACCUCUCCAGAGGCAAACAAACCGGCUGCCUCGCCACCCCAGAUACCUCCGAGAUUGCGGCAACAGGCUCCGAGCAACGGCUCGCCCGUCCCCGUCUUCAAAUCUCCCGCCAGAGCCACACCCCGGAGUCUGGUCCCAGCCAGACGAACCUACACGACGCACCGAGCCCCAUAGGCAGCGAUGCACUCACCGCCUUCAGCAGCAACGUAGCGACUCCUCCCAUCACCGAUGCCGAUGCCGAGCCCUUUGCUGAUGCCGACGAGUCCCUGCAACAAUCCAUCCGUGCCGUUGGCCACCGGCCAUCCAUCGACGCCGUGGCUGCUCAGGAUGCAAGCCUGCCUAGUCCGAGACUUUCGCCCACACUCGCCGCCGCCCAGCUGCACUCCAGGGACUCCGACGACGAAGAGGAGGACUCGACCCAAAGCAGUGCUCUCACCAGACGAAACCCCAGCUUCAGGAACCAGUCAUGGCUCCACGAGUCCCAGAUCACCGACGACGGCGGCUAUGCCUCCGAUCUUUCCAUGGUGGCCGACGACAGCACGUCCCAACUCGACAACCUUGACGCUCACACCGCCAUGCUCGACGCACGCACCAUGAUGGAAAGAUUCGACGCCAUGCCUGUCGAGAUGAAGAGUUUCAUCAUGUACAACUUUCUUCGCCGCUGCCCCAGAAAGACACUUCGCCUCGUCUCCGAUGUUGUUACUCCGGCCUUGAAGUGCGACUUCCUCAAGCAGCUCCCCCUCGAACUGAGUUUCCACGUGCUGUCUUUCCUCGACCACCGCGACCUUUGCCGAGCUGCCCAGGUAUCGAAACACUGGCGUAACAUUGUAGACACCAACGAGACGGGCUGGAAGGAGUUGUUCGACCGCGAUGGCUUCACGCUUCCUCCGGGUGAACUCAUGAAGGCCAUUUGUCAUGGCUGGGGAUGGCAAGAUCCUGUCGGUGUCAUGGGUGCUGAGGUUGACCUGAGCCGUACGAGCCGGUUGAAUUCCGCGGAUAGCGAGUUGACCAAGGCUGUCGUCAAGCCAGACCCCACGAUCAAGCUCCGCAGCUCGAAGCGCAAGCGGGGUAUUAACAUUCCUGGCAGUGACCGAUCGAAGCGCAGAGUCAGCGGCCAGGACGCGGCCCGAAACGAAGCGAUGCAGGCGGAAGUCAAGCAGCACAAGUCAGAGGGGCCACUCUCGGCUGCUAAUGCCGCAGCGGCUGCCGUGCCCAACCCGCAGCUGGGCAUGCCCAGUUUGCAAAAACUUCACCUUUUCAAGUCCCUCUACCGACGUCACUACAUGAUCCGUCAAAGUUGGACCAGCGGCAAGGUCAAGCCUGGACACGUCGCCUUUGCGGCCCAUCCUCGUCAUGUCAUUACCUGCUUGCAGUUCGACGAAGACAAAAUCAUCACCGGUAGCGACGACACUCUCAUCCACGUCUACGACACCAAGACCGGUAAGCUCCGUAAGAAGCUUGAGGGACAUGAGGGCGGGGUCUGGGCCCUGCAAUACGAGGGAAACAUGCUGGUUUCUGGUUCCACCGAUCGAUCCGUCCGUGUUUGGGACAUCGAGAAGGGCUUCUGCACCCAGGUCUUCUACGGCCACACUAGUACUGUGCGCUGCCUGCAAAUCCUCAUGCCCACCGAAACCGGGAAGACACACGACGGUAAGGCUAUCGUGGCGCCCCAGAAGCCCUUGAUCAUUACCGGAUCUCGCGACAGCCAGCUCCGCGUCUGGCGCUUGCCCGAGGUUGGCUCCAGGAGGUACAUCCAGACCGGUCCUCCAGCCAAUGACACGGACUGCCCGUACUUCAUCCGGACCCUCUCUGGUCACACUCAUUCUGUUCGCGCCAUUUCUGCCCACGGCGACACUCUUGUCAGCGGAAGCUAUGACAGCACCGUCCGAGUCUGGCGCAUCAGCACUGGCGAGUCUCUUCAUGUCCUCCACGGCCACUCUCAGAAGGUGUACAGCGUCGUCCUGGACCAUGAACGUAACCGCUGCAUCUCCGGUUCCAUGGACUCGCUGGUCAAGAUCUGGGACCUCAACACCGGUGCAUGCCUUCACACCCUCGAGGGACAUAGCCUUCUUGUCGGCCUGCUCGAUCUUCGCGACGAGAGGCUUGUGUCGGCGGCCGCCGACAGCACCCUGCGCAUAUGGGACCCUGAGAAUGGCAAGUGCAAAAAUGUGCUGACGGCUCAUACGGGCGCCAUCACAUGUUUCCAGCACGACGGCCGCAAGGUCAUCUCGGGCAGCGAGAAGACGGUCAAGAUGUGGGACAUUCGUACUGGCGAAUGCGUGCAGGACCUUUUGACAGACCUCAGUGGAGUCUGGCAGGUCAAGUUUGAUGAGCGACGGUGUGUGGCUGCUGUCCAAAGAGACAGUCUGACCUACGUCGAGAUCCUUGACUUUGGUGCUGUCCGCGAUGGCAAGCCACCCGAAGAGCUUGGCCAGCGCAAACUUCUCAACGAACCAGAGGUCCGCGCGCUGUUAGCCGAAGACGCGUAA